CAAGAACCAAAACCAAACCUAAGCCCUGUACUGUAUAUAGACGGGCUUUAUUAUAUCACCUUCUUCCCGCUGGCUCUGGCUGAUGUGUUUUUCUGCUUCUUCUCGUGGAUGUGGUACAAAACAACACUCAAUACUCUCCACUUUAAUUGUGUAUAUCAGUGCAACAUCACUGCAGGCAUAGAAAAAUCUCAUCUCACGGAACCAAAUAAAAAUUCAUAAUUUCAAUAAUAAUAAAAAAAAAAUUAAUAACAAUACAAAAUCGAACGAACGAACAGAAAAAAAAAAUUAUUUCUAUCAGUGUCCAGAAAAAAAAAAAAAAAACUUCCAUUAAGUAUCUCGAACGGACGCUGCCAGAACAUCAGAACCUCAAAGAUACUUCUCAUACACACACGUAGAAGUUUCUCAAGAAAUUCCCAAUGAGUGUGUCAAGAAGUAAAACACAAACCAACAACAACAAAACAAAUUAAAACAAAAAAAAAAUAAAAAAAGAGUAAUCUCAUUCUGAAGGUUGAAUUUGUCCCAUCAAAGAAGCAAAGCCGGCAAUAAGUGCAAAAGAAAAAAAAAAAAGAUACAAAAGUAUCUUCAAAGUGUAUCCAUCUCAUCUUUGCAGAAUUUUCUUUAUUUUACCAAUUUCUUUUUCUAAUUUGUAUUUUUUCUUUUUCUUCAUCUUCAGAUUCAAUUCUAACUAACAGAUAUUGCAUCUUUUUUUUCUUCGAUAAAAAAAAAAAUUUAAUUACACUUUUUUUUUUUUACUUUUCCAUCUCUGGGAGAUAGAUAUUGUAUCUUUACACUUUCGCCUACAUACCUUAAUUAAUUUAAUUAAUCAAACGUGUGUGUUUGAGUGUGAGUGAAAAAAUUAUUACUUAACCAAAAAAAAAAAAAAGUAUAACACGCGACAUCACAGUUUAAAGAAAUAAAAAAAAAGAUACAAAAGUAUCUAUAACGUAUCUAUAGUAUCUUAAAGUGAUUUACAAAAAAUAAAAAAAAAAAAGGGUAUGGUCUUAAGAAAUGCUGCACUAUUGAUCAUCAUUAUUAUUACAAUCGAAAGUAGCAGUAUCUGUGAGCUGUAAUUACCUCUCUAAAAAGGAAUACCAACAAAAACACACACACACAAAAAAAAAACCUGCUAUUAUUCUCUCACACAGUUUGUCCUUAAGAAAAGAUUUUCCACGCAGCUAAAAAAGGUCUUCACGUCAUCAUACAAGCCAACCACACAUAGAAGAUUGUUGAAAUCGUCCUUAUUGCUGCAAGCAGUAUAAAUAUCAAAUCACAUCAAAUUGGCUUAUUCGCUGUACGUAUGCCCAGAGCCGAGCAGUGGCCAGAGUAUAAUUUCCCGAGCAACAGAGCGUACUGACACGCAUCAUAGUGUCGGUACGCUUAAUAGUAUAUCGGCCUGCACCGGACACUAUAAUAGUGCGGUGAGCGUUAGUACCGAGAGUGUAGUUUUAGGAGGUGGUGGCGGCGGCGGCGGCGGAGGUGUUUCCGGUGUCGGAGGUAUUGUUGGUGGUGAUUUUAUUGUUGGUAACGUUGGCGUUGGUGGCAUUUGUAAUAUUAGCGGAGUUAGUAGCUGUGGCAUUACAAAAACAACAAAUACACCUGCAAUUGAUAGCAGUCGCUGUAAAUUGCACAGCGCUCCUGGAGUCGAUUAUCAAACGGCUAGCAGUGGAACUGGCAUCAAAUCAACAUCGGCAGCAACAGCAAUUAUUGGUAAAAUCUAUCGUAGCAACGGGGCUGAUUCUGAGUUACCCCAUAGAGGAGCAGGUGGAGGAGGAGGAACAGGCGAAGAAGAAGAUACAGAUAUUACAGCAAAUUGUCCACCAACAAAUAGAAUGAUGGUCAGCAAAUUGUGGAAUAGUUGUUUUCCAGAAUUCUCAUCGGAGCAUGUGCAUCGACACAAUUUCUAUUUGUGUCAGUGGCAGCGUAACACUCAAGUUCGCAUUGUUUAUCUGUUCUAUCGUUGGAUAACGGCGAUCACCUGCCUUGCUGCACUGGUGUGCUCUCUCCUCGACAUUGGCCGGACGGAGGAGCAAUUCGAGCACCACUACGCCAAAUGGUGGAUUUACUUAACCCAUUGGGGCCUGUUGGCGUGCACCAUACAGGCCUGGCUGGGCGCGUGGAUUGUCACACAAGGCAUGAUGGUGGAACGGGAGGACUUUGAGAUUGUCAGACAGGCCAAGAAGAGUCGCCUCCAUCAUCUUUACUGGGUGAUGUAUACUGUGGCGACUGUUUACUCCUUUAUCAUAACAAUGUGUUAUUGGCUGCUGGUGCAUAAUCCUGAAAUCCAUCGAGUUGACGCCCUCAACAUCAUGGUCCAUGUAUUCAACUCUGUGAUAAUGUUAACCGAUUUGGCCAUCGUUGGACAUCCAAUUAAAUUGUCGCAUGCCUAUUGGACAAUGGGCAUUGGUUUGUCGUAUGCCAUCUUUACAGGUAUCUACUUCUUGGCAGGUGGCACAGAUAGAAAAAAUCAAACAGCCAUCUAUCCCCUGUUGGAUUGGACAAAACCAGGCAAGGCUAUCGUAGUGACCGUGUGUGCAGUCCUCUUUGUGUUUGUCGUACAUUUUGGCUGCUAUUUGCUAUACCGAUGUCGAAUAUGGCUAUUCACCAAAUUGUGCAUACGUGAGUCCCAUAAUCGCGAUGGUGAUAUGGGUGAAGGUCUUAACGAGGAUACCGGCAGUAGGAUUGUCCAUGAAUGCAGUCAGCAAUUUAUUCAGGAUGCCCAACAGCAGCAGCAACAACAACAACAUCAAUACCAUCAACAGCACCACCAGCAGCACCAUCAUCCACCGCCACAGCAGCAGCAACAACAGCAGCAGGUGCACCAGCACCAGCAACAACAACAACAACAGCAACAUCCACCAUUGCAACAAUAUCAGUAUUCAAGCUAUCACCAGGACAAUAACAAUAAAAAUAAAAUGUCCUCAUUGAGCCGAACGGUAUCGGCUCUGGAGGCCGGACAACGUGAACAAUUUCUGAAUCCCAACAAGAUCCUAGAAUAUAAAAUGUAAAGCAGGCAGCGUCGUCGGCACCAGCGGCAGACGAUGGAGCAAGAAACUACACAAAUAGGAACAGAAGGAGUAUCAACAGCAGCAGGAGCAGUAGCAGUAGCAGCAUCAUCAACAGCAGCAAGACCCAACCAAAGGGCUGGUUUGAAUGAUUUUUGAAUAAUUUAUGUAUAAGGCAUUUGGUUUGGUUUGUUUUUUUUUUAAUGUUUUAUAUUUUUUUUUUCGUUACUUUCGAAAGUAAGGAAAAAAAAAACAAGGAUUGUGCUUUUUUAGGUUAAGCUAUUUAGUGCGAGGAUAAAUUUAAUGCUGCUACCAAAAAAAAAAAUGAAAAAAAAAGAAAAACUCAAGAUAAGUACUACUAUUACCUACUAAAGAAAAAAAAAACAACUAAAA
Molecule: messenger RNA, 3395 nt
Organism: Episyrphus balteatus (marmalade hoverfly)
Lineage: Eukaryota; Metazoa; Arthropoda; Insecta; Diptera; Syrphidae
Product: protein rolling stone
Exons: 7
Coding region: 1830-3005 (391 amino acids)
Cellular component (GO): membrane
Source: RefSeq, a predicted model, not a curated record